GCGGGCGGCGGGCGGCGGCCUCGGCAGGCCCGGCAGGUGCCCCGCGGGGACGCCCAGCUCAGCCCAGCCCCGCUCGGCCGGCCCUGCCCUGAGGCCGGCGCGCCCGCCGCCGCAUCCAUGUUCGACACCACCCCCCACUCCGGCCGGAGCACUCCAAGCAGCUCCCCGUCUCUCCGGAAGCGGCUGCAGCUCUUGCCCUCAAGCCGGCCCCCGCCUGAGCCUGAACCGGGCACCAUGGUGGAGAAGGGGUCAGACAGCUCCUCAGAGAAGGGUGGGGGGCCCGGGACACCCAGCACCCAGAGCCUGGGCAGCCGGAACUUCAUCCGCAAUAGCAAGAAGAUGCAGAGCUGGUACAGCAUGCUGAGCCCCACGUACAAACAGCGGAAUGAGGACUUCCGGAAGCUGUUCAGCAAACUCCCAGAGGCCGAACGCCUCAUCGUGGAUUACUCCUGUGCCUUGCAGCGCGAGAUCCUCCUCCAGGGCCGCCUCUACCUCUCCGAGAACUGGAUCUGCUUCUACAGCAACAUCUUCCGCUGGGAAACCACAAUUUCCAUCCAACUGAAGGAAGUGACGUGCCUGAAGAAGGAGAAGACAGCCAAGCUGAUCCCCAAUGCCAUCCAGAUCUGCACUGAGAGCGAGAAGCAUUUCUUCACCUCCUUCGGGGCUCGGGACCGCUGCUUCCUCCUCAUCUUUCGCCUGUGGCAGAACGCGCUGCUUGAAAAGACGCUGAGUCCCCGCGAGCUCUGGCACUUGGUGCAUCAGUGCUACGGCUCAGAGCUGGGCCUCACCAGUGAGGAUGAGGACUAUGUCUGCCCCUUGCAGCUGAACGGUCUGGGGAGCCCCAAGGAAGUGGGAGAUGUGAUUGCCCUGAGUGACAUCACCCCCUCGGGGGCAGCCGACAACAGCCAGGAGCCGAGCCCCGUGGGUUCGCGCCGUGGCCGCCUCACCCCCAACCUUUCCCGGGCCAGCAGUGAUGCAGACCACGUGGCAGAGGAGGACAAGGAGGAGCAGACAGACAGCCAGCCAGACGCCUCCUCCAGCCAGACAGUGACCCCAGUGGCUGAACCCCCAAGCACAGAGCCUGCCCCGCCCAACGGGCCCGCCUCCCUGGGCCCCUUGGAUCUCCUGCCCAGUGAGGAAGUGUUGACAGACACCAGUAACUCCUCCUCGUCCACAGGGGAGGAAGCUGACCUGGCCGCCCUGCUUCCCGACCUCUCCGGCCGCCUCCUCAUCAACUCCGUCUUCCACGUGGGCGCCGAGCGGCUCCAGCAGAUGCUCUUCUCAGACUCGCCCUUCCUACAGGGCUUCCUGCAGCAGUGCAAGUUCACAGAUGUGACCUUGAGUCCCUGGACCGGGGACAACAAGUGCCACCAGCGCCGAGUGCUGACGUAUACCAUUCCCAUCAGCAACCCCCUGGGCCCCAAGAGCGCGUCGGUGGUGGAGACACAGACACUGUUCCGGCGUGGCCCCCAGGCGGGCGGCUGUGUGGUGGACUCGGAGGUGCUGACACAGGGCAUCCCGUACCAGGACUACUUCUACACUGCCCACCGCUACUGCAUCCUGGGCCUUGCCCGGAACAAGGCCCGGCUCCGAGUGUCCUCCGAGAUCCGCUACCGGAAGCAGCCCUGGAGCCUCGUGAAGUCACUCAUUGAGAAGAACUCUUGGAGCGGCAUUGAGGAUUACUUCCACCACCUGGAGCGAGAGCUUGCCAAAGCCGAGAAGCUGUCCCUGGAGGAAGGCGGGAAGGAUGCCCGAGGAUUGCUGUCAGGCCUGAGGAGGCGCAAGCGGCCCCUGAGCUGGAGGGGUCACGGCGAUGGGCCCCAGCACCCGGACCCCGACCCCUGUGCCCGGGCUGGCAUGCACACCUCGGGUUCCCUCAGCUCGCGCUUCUCGGAACCAUCCGUGGACCAGGGCCCCGGGGCGGGCAUCCCCAGCGCCCUGGUUCUCAUCAGCAUUGUCCUCAUCGUCCUCAUCGCCCUCAAUGUCCUGCUCUUUUACCGCCUCUGGUCCCUGGAGAGGACAGCCCACACCUUCGAGUCCUGGCACAGUCUGGCCCUGGCCAAGGGCAAGUUCCCCCAGACGGCCACGGAGUGGGCGGAGAUCCUAGCCCUGCAGAAGCAGUUCCACAGCGUCGAGGUGCACAAGUGGAGGCAGAUCCUGCGGGCUUCCGUGGAGCUCCUAGACGAGAUGAAGUUCUCGCUGGAGAAGCUGCAUCAAGGCAUCACUGUCUCAGACCCCCCCUUCGACUCCCAGCCACGGCCCGAUGACAGCUUCUCCUGAGGACAGACCCCCAGCCCUGCGGCCAACCCCCCCCAAUGGACAGAUGGACACAGAGCCUCGGCGGCCACUGCUGGCACGGUGUGAGCGCCGGGAGCCUCCCGCCCACCCCUCCCAGAGGCCCAGCCAGGGGCCACGCAGACAUGGGGACCACAGAACCGAGAUGCACUUUAGACCAGCGUGUGCGAGUCCAGCUGCCAUCGCCUGCCCAGCCAGGGAGCUGGCCCGGCCUACGGCAGGCCCCUUCCGCUAACUUAUUUUGCCCAGCUGGGGUUGUGGGGGGUGCCUCUGGGGUGCACGAUUCCCUCAGCUCUGGGUUUAAUGUAUUAUAUUUAUUUGGGGUGACAGAGAGCCCCAAUAAAGGGUUGGAAAUGGC
Messenger RNA from Nyctereutes procyonoides (raccoon dog), 2653 nucleotides. It is a transcript of the gene GRAMD1A, whose product is annotated as GRAM domain containing 1A. Gene Ontology annotation, molecular function: sterol transfer activity; sterol binding. The record is from RefSeq and is a predicted model, not a curated record. NCBI's taxonomy places the organism in Eukaryota, Metazoa, Chordata, Mammalia, Carnivora, Canidae. The transcript is spliced from 19 exons. Bases 118 to 2280 code for a protein of 720 amino acids. Gene Ontology annotation, cellular component: endoplasmic reticulum membrane; plasma membrane; endoplasmic reticulum-plasma membrane contact site. Gene Ontology annotation, biological process: intracellular sterol transport.